Messenger RNA from Panicum virgatum (switchgrass), 846 nucleotides. RefSeq lists its product as uncharacterized. Bases 13 to 603 code for a protein of 196 amino acids. NCBI's taxonomy places the organism in Eukaryota, Viridiplantae, Streptophyta, Magnoliopsida, Poales, Poaceae. The transcript has 2 exons. The record is from RefSeq and is a predicted model, not a curated record.
GAGGGAGCAGGGAUGCGCCGUCGAGCGGACAAGGCCCCCUCGAAGUCAAAGAAGGUCGAGGAAAAGAGUGUUAAAAUGACUAAAGCUAAUGUCCGCUGUUGUCCAAAGGAGGUGCUAGACACAAACCAGUUGCUGAACAAACCGCAGAGGCAAUAUGUUUUGAAGAAAGGUUUCAAGAAUAUAUUAUCUAUGCAACUUGACGGUGUAGAGGGUCGAAGCUUAAUUUGCUGGUUAUUGGACCACAUUGACCUCGAGUCAAUGACUCUACGGGCCGGCAGAGGGAAGGAGCUCAAGUUUUCCAAAGAGGUCGUUCGGCUGGUACUAGGUCUUCCUAGUGCCGGCACCACAUCGCCAACUGUUUAUGCAAGUGCAAAAUCCAAGCAGGUCUUGAAGUUCAGGCAAAAUAUGAAUUUGGAGAACCGAGCAUUCAAUGUGGAAAUGAUGCAGGACCGUAUCAAAUCGGGGCGCACUGACGAUGCAACGAUGAUGUGCUAUUUCAUAGUCAUCUUCCAUAGCCUUUUGUUUCCACACGGUAGCUGGGACAUCAGCAAUGAGGAUGUUAUGCUCGCUCAUUGGGCGGUACAGUUUUCUAAGAUUGACUAGUGCCAGCUCAUAUACACGGACCUGUGUCACAGUGUCGAGAGGUGGCAAAAAAGGAAGAAAGACAAACAAACUGCAACUAUGUAUGGAUGCAGCAUUGUUUUCUUGUAAGUACCUACUGCCAUUCCGGGUUCCCAUCAAUGGUUGCAAUGUUAUGAUUCAAAUUUUUGUGCAGCUAUGGUAUCUUGACAACUUGAACCACAUGGUGUGCCCCCCAGAGAGGUUCAGAAAUCCCCGUAUCAAGUU